Messenger RNA from Botrytis sinoallii, 1470 nucleotides. RefSeq lists its product as uncharacterized. The record is from RefSeq and is a predicted model, not a curated record. Gene Ontology annotation, biological process: CDP-choline pathway. Gene Ontology annotation, molecular function: phosphatidylcholine binding; choline-phosphate cytidylyltransferase activity. Gene Ontology annotation, cellular component: nuclear envelope. The transcript has 4 exons. Lineage: Eukaryota; Fungi; Ascomycota; Leotiomycetes; Helotiales; Sclerotiniaceae. The coding region runs from base 1 to 1470 and encodes 489 amino acids.
AUGUCUUCUCCAUCAUCUGGCGGAAGUGUAGGAAAGAGAAAGCGUACUGCUACUGCUUCAUCUUCCAAGAAAUCCUCAACACUCGAUCAAUUACAAAAUUCAUCAAGAGAUGCAUCUGGUGAAGAUGGCGAAUCCACAGCUCCAGAAAGCAGAGAAACACGUAGCUCAAGUCACAAAAAGACUAUCUCCGUGGACUCUCAAAACCCACCGGCCAAACGUCUUCGCUCAUCUACACACGAGAAAGUCGCAGUUAAUGGAUCCGACAAUGCGCGAGAUCCAGGCGAACCAUCGGACACAACUGAAGGCAGCACAGACAUUGCGAACAGAGUUGCAAAGAAAGGAAGAAAAAGUAUUUCCAAAGGAGAUGAAGAAGUGCCAGAACAAGAGGGAGAGAAAGGAGAAACCACACAGUCAAUGGCCCCACCACCAAUUGGAAAAUUGACAGAUCCAGUUGGAUACAAAACCAAUCCACCCCCGGCUGAUAGACCAGUUCGUGUUUAUGCGGAUGGUGUGUUUGAUUUGUUUCAUCUUGGACAUAUGCGACAGCUUGAACAAGCUAAAAAGGCAUUCCCAGACGUUUAUUUGUUGGUCGGGGUUACAGGAGAUGCGGAAACACACAAGAGAAAGGGACUUACAGUUCUAUCUGGGCAAGAGCGAGCUGAGACUGUAAGACAUUGCAAAUGGGUGGAUGAGGUUGUUGAGAACUGCCCAUGGAUUGUUACUCCAGAAUUUCUAGCAGAGAAAAGGAUUGAUUACGUUGCGCAUGACGAUCUUCCAUAUGGAGCUGAUGAGGGAGACGAUAUUUACAAACCAAUCAAGGAACAAGGAAAAUUCUUGGUUACGCAGAGAACUGAGGGUGUCAGCACGACUGGUAUUAUCACAAAGAUUGUUCGAGAUUAUGAGAAAUAUAUUGCACGUCAAUUCAAGCGGGGUACAACAAGACAGGAGCUUAACGUAUCGUGGCUCAAAAAGAAUGAACUCGAUCUAAAACGUCAUGUUGCAGAGAUGAGAGAAGCUAUCCGAACGAAUUGGAGUACUACUGGUCAAGAAUUGGGCAAAGAGUUGAAACAAUUCUGGCAAUCCAGUCGUCCCGGUAGUCCCGCACGCAUGCACAGUUUCGAUGCAAAUAGUACCGGAUCCCUUACAAGCCCAUCUGCUCUACAACAUCUUACACGCCGCCUGGAAAUUCCAAGAAAUGAUAGUCCAGGUCCGGGUAGUGAUUUUGCAACAGGAUAUAGCUUAGGUCUUAUUGGCGGUGUACGAUCAUGGAUGACUCGAAGUCGCCAAACCAAUCGUGAUAGUUUGCAAGGAAGUGAAAGCAGUGAAGAGGAAAGUGAUGAGAGACUUUCACCACGUGGUAGAAGCGAAAAGGAAAAUUUCAAACCUGAUGAAAAUGAAGUUGAUGAAGAACAAGUCGAUGCACAAAUUGAUGCGGCUAUGGCGGAAAAUGCUAAGAAAUCUGGCCAAUAA